AUGUCCAACGAAAUCAUCCUCUAUGACUUGCCCAGCAAAGGCAGGAGCGCCUGCUGGAGCUUGAAUCCCUGGAAAGGUGUCUUGCUCUUCUUGCGGCUACCACUACCGCCUUGAACAUCGGGUCAAGAAUACUACUGACAUUGUGAUCCGAUGCAUCACAGCUCGCCUGGCUCUCAAUUACAAAGGCGUCCCGUACAAGACGGAAUGGGUCGAAUAUCCCGAUCUCGCCCCGAAAUUCAAAGCCUUGGGCAUUCCACCGAGUAAACUUUCACCCAUACAUCUCCAAAUUUAUCAUCAGCACUAACGAUCCACUCUCUCUCUCUCUCUCUUUCAUAGACUCGCCAGAAACCAACCCCAACGCAGAAUACUCCAGCCCAGCCAUCAAACUCCCCGAUGGUCGCUACAUCAUGGACUCCCUCGCAGCAGCGCGCGAAUUGGAACAGCUCCAACCCUCGCCAUCCCUCCACAUCCACGGCAACGACUACGCCAACCGCACCCAGGAAGCCGUCGGGCAGAUCAUGAAGGGCCUCGCGCCCAUCGCCAUGCCGCGCAUCCCGGAGAGACUACUCAACCCUUCCAGCGCGGAAUACUUCCACACCACGCGGGAGAAACGCUUCGGCAUGCCGCUUUCCGAACUCGCCCAGAGCGAUAAGGCGGGUGAAAGGGCUUGGUCCACCGCGGAGCCGGGUUUCGGAGCUGUGAAGGCAUUGCUCGUGGAGAAUGGGAAUGGACCGUAUAUCCAGGGCGGAGAGCCGAGUUUCGCGGAUUUCGUUCUGGCGGGUUUCUGGAGAUUCAUGGAGAGAUUGGAUACGGGAGGAGAUUUAUAUGGGCGAAUUAUGGAGAUCGAUCCGGUUUUUGCGAGGCAUAGGGAGGCUUGUCAGCCGUGGUUGGAUAGAGACGAUUGA
Lecanosticta acicola is the source of this 905-nucleotide messenger RNA. NCBI's taxonomy places the organism in Eukaryota, Fungi, Ascomycota, Dothideomycetes, Mycosphaerellales, Mycosphaerellaceae. The record is from the annotation of a GenBank genome assembly.